Molecule: messenger RNA, 1768 nt
Organism: Glycine soja
Lineage: Eukaryota; Viridiplantae; Streptophyta; Magnoliopsida; Fabales; Fabaceae
Product: WUSCHEL-related homeobox 8-like
Exons: 7
Coding region: 305-1183 (292 amino acids)
Molecular function (GO): DNA binding; DNA-binding transcription factor activity
Source: RefSeq, a predicted model, not a curated record
UGGCGUAUAUCAAGGAUUUUGUUAAUUCGCACCUUUACGGGACCAUUCAACCCACAGGCAACACCCUCUUUCUGAAUUACCUUCAAACAACACAAUCGCUCUCUUCGAUUUCUAGGGUUUUGCUAUUGCUUUGCAUCCGUUCCCCCUUCUCACAAAAACAACGCGUUUUCUCUUCCCCUUCGUAUCUAUUCUUUGCGUUUGUUUUUGGUUGAUUGAAGGCAUUCACAGCGUAAUUCGUUGCUGCAUUUUAAUCGAUUUAUCCAACCAACACAUGUGAAUGUGUGAUCGCGGUUUGUUGAAGUAGAUGGUGAACGCGAUGGAGUGGCAGAAGCAGCGUUGUUGGCAACCAAACAGAAACGCGGAAAUGAUGUGCGUGAAAGUGAUGACCGACGAACAGCUCGAGAUUCUGCGCAAACAGAUUGCGGUUUACGCAACAAUCUGCGAACAACUCAUCGAGAUGCACAAAAACAUCUCUGCACACCAAGAUCUCGCAGGUAUUAGGCUGGGGAAUAUGUAUUGUGAUCCAUUGUUGGGGUCUGGUGGUCUCAAAAUAGCUUCAAGGCAGCGGUGGACUCCAACUGCUAUGCAGCUUCAGAUUCUGGAGCGAAUAUUUGAUCAAGGGAUUGGGACUCCCACCAAGGAAAAGAUCAAGGAGAUCACUAAUGAGCUCAGCCAGCAUGGUCAGAUUUCUGAGACCAAUGUGUAUAAUUGGUUCCAGAACAGGCGGGCUCGCUCCAAAAGAAAGCAGCAGAAUGUGGCGCCUAGUGCUAAUGCUGAAUCAGAAGUGGAGACUGAGGUUGAUUCUAAGGAUAAGAAGACAAAGCCGGACGAAUUUCAGGCCCCUCCUAGCGUUUCUGCUGGGCCUGCUGAUAAUUUAGGCUUCCAGAACCAUGAUAGUUUGCAGUACUUGAAUCCAGAAUCCAACAAACCAGAUUCUGUCUUCCCGUCUGAUGGGACCAGAAAUUUUCAUCAUGUGCCUGCUUUUGAUGGGCUGCUAUCAAACUCAAGGAGCAACUAUCUUACUGGAAAACUGGAAACACCUGAGAACUACGAAUUAUACCAGCCAGCAGGUGACUACAACAUUGCAGUCCUCUGCUCCUUAGGUCAACCUCCAAUUUGUCCGCACAUUCCUGACGUGACACCAGCUGUUAAGAAACAAAAUGAUCAGAGACGAGCAAUUUAGAGAGAAAGCAAUUGUACAGCAUGAUAAUUAAUCAUCAACCUGAGUAUGGGGAUCAUUAAUCGUGCUAAAGUAAGUGAAGCUCAGCAUCUGAAACAAAGUCUACAAUCCCAGAACAAAAUAAGAGUAUCAAAUAUGUACCCGGAUUUGUGCUUGAAGAAGCUUGAUAUAAAGAGAAGCCUCCUGAAGAACUGAUGCGGUGUCAGUCUGCAGGAUAUUCAGAAAGCCAAGGCCACACUUUCUUAAAGGUGUUUAUUAUGCUAGUAAGAAAUGAAGGAUCUAGUUUUUGUCCAUUAGGGGUUAGCAAUGAUGACUCACCUUGCCAAAAGGUGAAACCAACUUUUGUAGAGUUGUAAUUUUAUUGCUAAGCUUCUGAUUUGUCAUCAUAGGCACAUGCAACUGAAGGCAAAAAAGGGGCAUUUUUUAGGCUUACGGUUAAAUUGAAUUACCUAGUGCCUAAUUUAAUCAGCAAAACGAAAAAAAAGUAACUACUAUUAUCAUAGUUUACAACACUAAAUUCUAUUCAUAAUAAUUAUGUACUAGUCUUACUCUUUGAUAAAAUUAAGUUUCUUUUCUCCCUUCUGAGAA